This is a messenger RNA of Astrephomene gubernaculifera, 1811 nucleotides long. The record is from the annotation of a GenBank genome assembly. NCBI's taxonomy places the organism in Eukaryota, Viridiplantae, Chlorophyta, Chlorophyceae, Chlamydomonadales, Astrephomenaceae.
CAACCGUGCUAAGCUCCUGACUUCUUCGUUGCACUGACCCAGCGACCCAUCUUCACUGGCGCUUGCCUCCAAUUUGUCCAUCGUCUUCGCGGGUCUUGCUCGGACUCUGCACUGACUUAAAUCUUCAUUAGGUCCCAUAUCUUAAAGGGGAAGCGUCCUACAUAACGAGCUCGUCAACGCCUUGUAGUUUUACCUGUAGAGCAAGUGCCCACGUUACCCACGGCUUGUGUUAGGAGCUGUACAAUGUUGGAAGCAUUGAAAGAGUUUCAGCUCCAGCGCUUUGCUGACUUGAGUGCCCUCAGCAUGAUUGCGCAGCAAGCAUGGGAAGACAAGGCCAUGCCGCCCCUGGAUUCCGUGCCCCAGUCAGUACUGUACACAGCGAUUGGAGCCAUCCUUGUGGCACAGCUGACGCUGAUUUUGAUGUCCAAGACCGGCCGGCGCAUCAUUUUUACGACGGUCGACACGGUGCUGGCUGUUGUGCUCGUCGCCAUCCUGUUGACGACCAUCCUCAGCCUGCCCAUUGGUGCUGUGUACAUCGGUGUCCGGGGCAGUAUGCUCAUGGCCAAGUCGCUCGCUGACAACUUCCCCGCUCUUGCCGUGGUGCUUCGGCCGCUGCUUGCGGCGCUGGGACAGCGGGCUGGGGGUGCUGCCGCGGCGGCUGCAGCGGCUGGUGCAGACGCGGUGGCAGCAGCACGGUGACUUUGCAUGCUAAGCAUGAUGAGCCUGUGGUGCCGAACAUUAGAGAGACUGCGUAGGGUGCCGAAAGAUUCUAGUUGGUGCCUAUUCACGUGUCAUUACUGGCCCCGAAAGCGUGCAGUGGAGGGAAUCAGCGGGCUUGCCUUAAGCGAGGCUCUGUGAUCUGGGUUUCUAUAUUAUCGGAUCCGGUUAUUGUUUGGCUGCCCAGUCGCGGUACUAGCUGGCGGCUGACAUGAGGGCUAUGCAAGCAAGAUGUGGUUACGGACUUCUGGUUACGGACAACAGGCAGUGUUGAUAGGUAUGCUGCGGUUGAUACCGCGGUUGCCGUACUGGAAUGCUGUUGGGGGUGUGCGGUUCGGAGGGCAGCGUUGUGUCCUGGCGUCUUGAAUCCAGAACCGGUAUCUUCGGUCAUUAUGUGCGAGUGAGUGUUCAUUGCUCAACUGCGUAUCACCUUCUAGGGUUUCUAUCAGUUGCACCUGGGCUUGUUCCAGUCACCCUGAGCACUUGUGCUCCUUCCCCGCCUUGACUGCGUGUUAUUAUGAUUGCGAGUGGUGUGGUCAAGAUUGGUUAAGCGAGAAGUGUCCUUGACUGCGGCUGCCAUCAAGAGUUCACUGACCAAGUAGAGAGGAAGAGAGGCGAACCCAGAAACCUUGAGCUGUGGUGCGGCAGUUUUACAUGCCGUAGGAGCCAUGCGUGCCAUUUCUGUACGACACCCAACCGACACUGUGGUUUGUUGCUCCUGUAUGGCCGGCUAUGGCAGCAGCCACUGCUGGUACGUCCAUACUGCUCACAGCUGCAGUGCUCGCCCACUCGGACUAGGCCGGGCCGGAGACUUUCUUAUGUUAUUCUUUUGCAGGCGCGAAUAAAGAUGUGUAGUGUGUUACUGCGUGUCAUCUAGUUCACCACAUACACGUGCUGUUGUCCUAACGCCUUUCUGUUGCCUACUUCUGAACUUGGUAUGUUAUUAGAGGCAGUGUAAUGAUGUCUUUGUUUUGGGUGACUGGAUAAGUUGCCAGGCGGAGUACGGAUAGCCGUUAUAGGACAUGCUUGCUGGACUCUUGAGGGUACGUGGCUCUACGUGCAGGGCGGGGCCGAACAAGAAUACAACUGGGACC